Molecule: messenger RNA, 1863 nt
Organism: Python bivittatus (Burmese python)
Lineage: Eukaryota; Metazoa; Chordata; Lepidosauria; Squamata; Pythonidae
Gene: CBX6
Product: chromobox 6
Biological process (GO): negative regulation of transcription by RNA polymerase II
Cellular component (GO): PRC1 complex; chromatin
Molecular function (GO): chromatin binding
Source: RefSeq, a predicted model, not a curated record
CAGGAAAAAGAUCACUACUGCACGGAGGAGGAGGGAGCAGGAAAUGACAGCUAUGAAUAAUGACAGGCACCAGCUGAGAAAAUGGAAAGACUAGCAGGAAACCUACGGGGGGGGAGGGCGAGAGGGAAGGGGGCACUACCCCUGCGAGCGAGUCCACGUUGUACUUUCCCAUUCUCGCUCUUCGCACGUCCACCACCUUUUUUGUGCUCGGAAGUUAAAAGCGCGGACCCUUUAAGAGCCUGCGCUUGCGCCCUGUCGGCUUUCCCCUUUUCUCCGCCAGCGCGGGGUGGGUGGGGGCGAAGGAAGCACGAACUCUCAAGAGGCAGCGAACGUGAAACGGAGGGGUGGGGGGAGAUUUUGGCUCGCGUCACGUACCCUUUCCUCCCGCCGCGUCGCUGCUCGCGCGCGUUCGACGGGCGCGCACGAGAUCGAAACGGCAUGCACGCGUGCGCCGGCGCGCUCCCGCCCUUCGUGCGUGUGCGCGAUUCAAUCCCUCCAGCCGCUGUCGCGGGAACGCCGCCGCCGCCGCCAACCCGCCUCAGUCAGUCUCUCAGCCAGCCCUGAGAGGGAGAAAGGGAAGGCGAGGGAGCGGGCGGGAUUAUUAUGGGCUGUGGGUGCUGCUGUUGCUGAGGCUGAGCAAAGAUGGAGCUGUCUGCAGUGGGCGAGCGAGUCUUUGCGGCCGAAUCCAUCAUCAAGCGGCGGAUCCGAAAGGGACGCAUCGAAUACCUGGUGAAAUGGAAAGGCUGGGCCAUCAAGUACAGCACUUGGGAACCCGAGGAGAAUAUCCUGGAUUCUCGCUUGAUUGCAGCCUUUGAGCAAAAGGAACGUGAGCGUGAGCUUUAUGGACCUAAGAAGAGAGGACCUAAGCCUAAAACUUUUCUGCUAAAGGCUCGGGCCCAAGCAGAGGCCCUACACAUUGGGGAUGUACAUUUUUCUGUCAAGCCCGGUUCUAGCACAUCCUCACCAAAACUGCACUCCAGUGCUGCAGUGCACCGGCUCAAGAAGGACAUCCGAAGAUGCCACCGUAUGUCCCGGCGUCCAUUGCCCCGCCCAGAUCCACAGAACAGUGGAGUGGGUGGGAGCACUGGCAUACGCCCUCCUGUCUCUCCUUUCUCAGAGACUGUACGUAUCAUCAACCGCAAAGUGAAGCCUCGUGAGCCCAAGCGUAGUCGUAUUAUUCUCAAUCUGAAAGUCAUUGAUAAAAGUAGCAAAGCAGCAAGUGGGGGAGGAAGCUUGGCACGUCCUAAGAUCCCUUCCCGAAAUCGUGUAAUUGGUAAGAGCAAGAAGUUUAGUGAGAGCAUGCUUCGUAAUCAGAUCCGCCACAUGAAAUUUGGAAGCUUCCCUCUGUAUAACAAGCCAUCUGUCCCAGCCCCAUCAUUAGAGGGGAAGACAGAGGCAGGAGGUUCUCAAGGUGCUUCAUGUGGACUCAUGGGCUCUUCUGCCUAUGAUGCCCGCAGUUCCAGCUCCUCUGACUGCCCCUCACCAGCUCCACACUCCUCAUCUGAUCCAGAUGAUUCCCCACCAAAGCUGCUUCCUGAGAUUCUAAAUCCUGCCAUUCCUGACUGGCGCGAAUCUGAGGUCCUCGAUCUGUCAAUUCCACCUGAAUCAGCAGUGACCAGUAAGCAGUCUCCUUCCAGAGGGAGUGGAGUAGGUCAGAUCCCAUCAUCUCCAUUGUCUUCUGACCCAGAGCAGGAGGCUGGUGAUUGGCGACCUGAAAUGUCUCCAUGUUCUAAUGUGGUGGUUACUGAUGUCACCAGCAAUCUAUUAACGGUCACAAUCAAGGAAUUCUGCAAUGCUGAAGAUUUUGAAAAAGUGGCAGCAGCUGGAGGUGGUGGAGGAGGAGGCAGUAAAUGAAGGGGUGCG